AGCCGUUUCUACCCUGGCAUGUCUCCUGGCCAGCUCCUUGGCCCAUUAGAGUGAGUGUUCAUUCCUGGCUUCAUCCUUCGUUUGGCAUCCCACCAUCUCGGCAAUGUGAUUGUUGGCGUCCUGGUCGGAUUGGCGGUCUCCACAUGUGAUCCCGCCUAACGCCUAUCAUUUCUUCCAUUGUGCUUGGUCGCUUCCCGUGCACACUCCUUCAUGGAUCGCCCUUCCGCUCUCGCACCCGACUGUCGGCAUAUCGUGCAUGAGCGGUUAUCACCUGUUUCGCCACAUCCUUGCCGCCUUUCACGUCGAACGGCCUUCCACUAAUCACUCCUAUUCAGUCCCAAUGACUUCAAGUUCACCAAAAUGUCCUCGUCGGUAGAGAGCGACCGGGGUCCUAUCGUGAAUGCCCUGGCCAUGCUCGAGAGGCAAGAUGAGCUCUGUCGCGACUACACCUGCUGUGGACUCAACCUCACCGAUCUUCACGCCCUCGUCGAGCACUUCGAAGAGUGCCAUGUCGUUGUCCUCGACCCUUACGCUCCUCAGCAGCUCCCUCCUCAGACGUCCGCCGCUCUCCCCAACUCCGCAGGUCAGCAGGCUGUAGCGUCAUAUUUCCCCGACGGAGCCGGCGUUCCCUCUACUUCCUCGCAACAACAGCCCCAGCGCAUCCAGACUCAGCAGCAACAGCAGCAGCAGGCUAUCGCCUACCAGGGAUUCGACCCCGACGAUAUGGAACUAGACGUCGAUCAGAACGCCAGCGCCCCGUCGUCCGGAGCGCCCUCCCCUCCAGACACCCCCAUCUCCACCCCACUCUCCGGCUACCCUUCGCCCACCGCGUACUCCGCCGCCUCGUCCCCGCACCAGAGCCAGCCCGCGUCCCCCAUCUCGGCGUUCGAGACCGCGACCGUGCUGCCUUCGCGCAGCGCCCACUCGGCCGCCCUCGGCGGCUUCCGCUCGAGCAUGGGCGGGGCCCCCGCGGGGUCCGCGGCGCGCGCCGAAGACGCGUUCAACGCGUACGCGGGCUACUCCGACUACUCGAGCCUCCUCCCCGGCGCGGCGCCGCUCGGCUCCGGGCCCAACGCGAUGUUCAUGCAGCAGGGCAUGACGCUGGGUGCGAUGAACGGCGGCGGCAGCGCGAGUCAGAACGGGCAGACGGUGUGCGCGCCCACGGCGCUGCUCCUCAGCGGGAGCGCGGGCAACACGCCGGACAGCACACCCGCGUCCUCCCGCGUGGCUUCGCCGAUCCCGGGCGGAUCUGGCGCGGGGUACAGGAACGGCGCGCCGAACGCGCACGCGUCCUCCUCUUCGUCCGGCGCGGGCGCGUCCGCGUCCAGCUCGGGCGCGAAUGCGAACGCGGGGGCUUCGACGGCGCGCGCGUCGACGACGCUGUCGCGGCCCGCGUCGUCGCUGCUGCUCUCGAAACCGUUCAAGUGCCCGAAGCCGAACUGCAACAAGUCGUACAAGCAGGCGAACGGGCUCAAGUACCACAUGACGCACGGGAGCUGCAACUUCGCGCCGCCGAAGGACCUCGAGCACCUCCAGGAGCUGCUCGCGAGCAAGCGCAGCGAGAAGGCGCGCGCGCAGGGCGGCCAGGGCGCGACGGGCGCGGAGGGCGAGGUCACGCUGAGCGACGCGGAGCUGCGCGAGGUCGAGAAGGAGGCGGAGCGGCGGCUGAGGCCGUACGCGUGCGGCGUCGGCGAAUGCCAGAGAAGGUACAAGAACAUGAACGGGCUGCGGUACCACUACCAGCACUCGGGCGACCACGGCGCGAUCGGGCUCGCGCUGCUCGCGAGCGGGCAGCACGAGUGCCUGCAGCACAACCGGUCGCGGCACGCGACACCGUCGCACUCGGCGUCGAACUCGGUCUCGGGCACGCCGAGCCAGCCGCGGACGCCCGCGCCCCAGCAGUCGUUUGCGGGGCAGCAGCAGCAGCAGGCCCAGCAGGCCGCGUUCGCGCAGCCGCCGACGUACCAGAGCGCGAUGGCGAGCCCGCCCGCGUACGCGUACCAGCCGCAGCAGUAUGCGCAGUACGCGCAGGCGCAACAGUAUGUCGUUGGCAUGCAGCAGCAACAGCAGCAGCAGCAGCAGCAGUGAGCGUACGGUUGCUGGUCUGUGUUCCGUUUGGUCUUCGACACGUUGUCGUCGACGCCGUCCGGCGUGUGCUCUGUGCUCCAUUUAUACUGCUACGUCUCCUGCCCGCCACGGUGUCCCUGCUGUCCUCUGGCCGGCCAGCUACGGUUCCCCUGCUGUCAUUUCGCCGGCCAGCCAGCCUCGACGAGGGACAGGAGGGGUCGUUUACAUCUCUGCCGCCUUUUUUUCUUCCGCUCGCUCGCUCGUAAUGCCAACUCUACUGCCUGGUCGCACAACAAAAGUACAGGUACAUCGCGCGAUAUAGCGGCGUACAUAAUUAGAGUACCUUUACUUCCCUUACCUACGUACGUAGUUCGUCUUGUGUCCCUCUCCCCUCUCGUUCGUGUCUUUCGGUCGUGCAGUGUGUAUAGUCCGCCUCUCGUUCUGCGCUGUCGUAUUCGAUCUCGAUUUUCUUUCUCCUGUCCGCCCCGGUUUCUCUCACCUCUCACUGUAUAAUUUGUCCCUGUCCCUGUCUCUGUCUUGUCUCCGCCUGUGUCCGAAUUUCCUCUCUAUCUCUCUUGCGAUGCUCGACACUUACAUAUCCUCGUCGAGACCAGUGUCCCAUCCGAUCCCACGUUGCUCCCUCCCCCCCC
Molecule: messenger RNA, 2717 nt
Organism: Dichomitus squalens LYAD-421 SS1
Lineage: Eukaryota; Fungi; Basidiomycota; Agaricomycetes; Polyporales; Polyporaceae
Exons: 3
Coding region: 361-2088 (575 amino acids)
Cellular component (GO): nucleus
Source: RefSeq, a predicted model, not a curated record